AAAAAAUAGUAAAUAUUAUUAAAAUGAUACAUAUAUUUUUGACCCAUUUUUAAUUCAACAAAAAGCACCCAAAAAAUAUAUAUUCUCCGACUACUCAUCAGAGCCGAUGGCAAAAAUAAUCGGUGAUUAGCCAGCCAUCAAAAUCAUCAUUGACGGCAGCACUUCUAAAUUCAAUGAAUGCAUUGCUGCGCUGUGCUCACUUUCCCUCCAAAAUUGAGGAAGUUAGAGAUUCCAUUGCAGUUUGCUCACCCUGAAAUCACCAUAUUUCUCCCCUUACUCAUACAUCCAGCACCCACCCACGCACGCCCACACCCACGGUAACCUUGCCACAAAACCUUUGGAUCCAAAGUUAUCUUGCCUGGGACAGCACCGGACAUCUUGAGCAGGCAUUAACUGUGUUGAGAUUGUACUUUAUCUGAUAACAUCUAGAAAGAAGCAAAUGGGUGGCAUCACUAGUUAGGACAACAUUAAGAAAAAAAAAAUAUAUAUAUAUAUAUAUAUAUAAAAUUAGAUAAGGACAAAGGGUUUCAAUCAGAAAUCUGAUGCUACAUGUCACAGCUGCCAUGAAUGAGAAUAGACAUCCAAUCCAUUUGAAAUCAAAUGGAUUGGAAAAGUUAAUAGUACUAUUUUUAUUCAUUCAUUCAUUCAUUUUCGGAGCCGCUUAUUUUCACAUGGGUCGCGGGUGUGCCGGAGCCUAUCCCGGCUAACUAUGGGUGGUAGGCGGGGUACACCCUGAAUGGGUUGCCAGCCAAUCGCAGAUUUGUUUUUAUUCCAUUUUUAAAAUUGAAAGACAAAAGGUUCAUCAUCACUUGGUUUUUAAUUUGUUCAAAAGUGAAAAACAGUAAAUAGUUUUUUAUUCUAUUAAGUUUGAAAUACUGUAGCAUAUUUAAUUUAGUUUAAAUGGCAAAAAAAAAAAAAAAAAAAAAAAAAACCUAAAUAACCUAUCCCUUUAUUAAUUUUAUUUUUGGGGGUCAAGUCUAACCAUCCCCCAAAAAUGUUUAUCUAGUUUUAUUAAAAAUGACUUUUCCUUAAUGAAAUGAAGUUCUUAAAACUAUCUUGAAUGCUUCUUGAAUAAUUUUAUACGAUUUUUGUGGAACAUUUCGAAGUUUCAACACGGAAGCGUUGUCUCUUACGUGUGACGUACGUACGUACGUCGAUGUGACGCAAAGUAGGCGUGCACUGCCACGCAGGCAUUGAGAUGUCAACCAAUGGCAGAGCGAGGAGGCGGGUGCUAGUUGAAGCGAUCCCGAUGGCCACGUAGCUAGCUACCAAAUGUUAGCAGGCUAGCGCACGUCAGCAAGAAUUUGCAAAUGGAUUUGCCACAUCAAGGAUACCGAGCAAGUAAACAGCGGGGUCGCGGCCCCCCGGCGGCCGGCGAGUCGAUGCUUUUCGACGACACCAGCACCUCGGCGAUGAGCGCCCAGGGUAGUUAUUACACUCCGGGCUACAACGUGGCGGGACCCCCGACCGACGCGCGAGGCGGCGUCAACAACUUGUUCUCCGAUCCGAUGGCCAACGCCGCCGUCAUGUACGGAUCGUCGCUGGCCAACCAAGGCAAGGAUAUGGUCAACAAAGAGAUCAGCAGAUUCAUGUCUGUGAACAAGCUGAAAUAUUUCUUUGCUGUGGACACCAGAUAUGUGCUGAAGAAACUCAUGAUUCUCAUGUUCCCGUACACGCACCAGGAUUGGGAGGUUCGCUACCACCGAGACACUCCGUUGACUCCGAGACAAGACGUGAACGCGCCCGAUCUUUACAUCCCAACCAUGGCUUUCAUUACCUACAUUUUACUGGCCGGGACGGCUCUGGGCAUUCAAAAAAGGUUCAGCCCGGAGGUGCUCGGACUCUGCGCCAGCACGGCUCUGGCGUGGGUGCUCAUCGAGGUGUUGGUCAUGCUGCUUACUUUAUACUUGCUGACGGUGCACAGCGACCUGUCCGCUUUUGACCUGGUGGCCUACAGCGGAUACAAAUACGUCGGGAUGAUCUUCAGCGUGCUUUGCGGAUUGCUGUUCGGGAGCGACGGCUACUUUGCGGCUCUCGCCUGGUCCUCUUGUGCCCUUAUGUUCUUCAUCGUCCGCUCCCUGAAAAUGAAGAUCCUGACGUCGCUGGCGUCCGACUCCAUUUCGACCGGAUCCGGCGCCAGACCCCAAGUGCGCAUGUACAUCACCGUGGCCGCCGCCAUCUUUCAACCGCUCAUCAUUUACUGGUUGACCUCUCACCUGGUCAGGUGACCGCCAGGCGUCGACGGGAACCCCCCCCCUCCUGUUUGAACUCGUCCCGACGCUUGUAAAAAUAGUGUACUCGACUUUACCGAAUUGUAUGAAAUGUUUGAAAAGAGGCCGCCAUCUUGUCGGAUGCGUUUCCUUCAUUCAAAAAUGUCACGUAUACUUGGCGUUCCGGUCACCGGACGUCCGGCGCCGUCAACGGUGGCCAAUGAGUUGAGGAGGUUUUUAUUUAUCUGAAAGCGUGACAAUGUUUGAAUUUUUGUAGAAGCCAAAAUAAAUACAUGCACCUUUGUGUUUUCAAA
Messenger RNA from Corythoichthys intestinalis (scribbled pipefish), 2524 nucleotides. RefSeq names its product Yip1 interacting factor homolog A (S. cerevisiae) (gene yif1a). NCBI's taxonomy places the organism in Eukaryota, Metazoa, Chordata, Actinopteri, Syngnathiformes, Syngnathidae. Gene Ontology annotation, cellular component: endoplasmic reticulum membrane; COPII-coated ER to Golgi transport vesicle; Golgi membrane. Bases 1311 to 2228 code for a protein of 305 amino acids. The transcript is spliced from 9 exons. Gene Ontology annotation, biological process: endoplasmic reticulum to Golgi vesicle-mediated transport. The record is from RefSeq and is a predicted model, not a curated record.